GAACAGACGCAUGCGCACUCUCCUCUGAAGGCUGGUCUGAAGUCACGUGAUUUAGUAGAAAAGCUGCAGCAGAACAGACGCAUGCGCACUCUCCUCUGAAGACUGGUCGGUCCUGUUCGUUCAUGUUUUAUUUCUGCUUCUCUCUUGUUAGAGACGUCAUGUGACAGAAACCUGGAACAUGUUUCCUCCUUCAUACAGUUGUAGUUUUAUCAUUAAUGUAGAAAUGAGAAAUAUAACUUUAAAUAUAACGUUGUCUUCAUUUAUUUGGAAGCUCUCUACGUGGUGGUGAACUUUAACAGGUAGACAAUGAUUGACAGGUUGUAGAUCAUUAUCAGUCACACACUGAGACUCUCUUUACUUUCGUUUUGUAGUGACAUAUUUCUUUAUGGUUUGACUACCGCCCAUAACCUCCAUGGUUUUAUCGCUCCACCUCUUCGCUCCACAUCUUCCAGGUUGAUUGAGAUCGAGCGGCUGAAAGAGACGAGUCGUCGUCAGAGACUUUGAGCUUCAUUUCAAACUAAUAUUUAAUGUGAUCUAAUAUUAAAUGUGAUCUAGUCAGGUUGAUAGAUUCAAGUCAGGAAUCAGUGAGGGAUCAACAGAAGACAACAUGUCUACUGGGACAUCUGCGUCACUCUGGUUGACUUUACUGAGCGUCGUCCUGUCUGUGUCUGGACAGAUAAACAUCACAGCUGAACCUGGACAGACUGUCUCUCUACCAUGUAAAGCUCUGAACAAUGAACCUGUCACAGUGGUAGAGUGGAGAAGAACUGACAUGAAGGAAGAUGAAUAUGUUCUUUUAUAUCGAGAUGAUCAGUUAGAUCCAGAGAACCAGAAUCCAUCUUAUAAGAACCGAGUGGAUCUACAGGACAGACAGAUGAAGGAUGGAGACGUGUCUCUGAUUCUGAAGGAUGUGACGACUGAUGACAGUGGAACAUACACGUGUCAUGUUCAUAGUAAAACAAACCGCUGGAAGAGAGAUGCUGAUCCCAUCACCACCAUCAAACUGGAUGUAGCUCCAGGACAGACAAACAUCACAGCUGAACAUGGACAGACUGUCUCUCUACCAUGUAAAGCUCUGAACAAUGGAUCCGUCUCAGUGGUGGAGUGGAGCAGAACUGAUCCAAAGCCAGAAGAAGAGCUCCUUUUAUAUCGUGAUGAGAAGCUUGUUACUUAUAAGAACCGAGUGGAUCUACAGGACAGACAGAUGAAGGAUGGAGACGUGUCUCUGAUUCUGAAGGAUGUGACGACUGAUGACAGUGGAACAUACGAGUGUUACAUCAACCAAAGAGAAAAAAACAUCAUCAAGAAAUUCCUUGAUCCCAUCAGCAUCAUCAGACUGGAUGUAGUUUCAUCAGGUCACACAUCUGGACACAAGGAGGACGGAGGAGACAAGGAGGGAGGAGACAAGGAGGGACUAAGUCAAGGACAUCUUGGUCUGAUAGUUGGUGUUGUUGUUGUUGUUGUGAGUCUUGUCGUGGCUGUUUCUCUGAUCACCGUAAGAAACAGGAAGAAGAAAUCUUCACCUCCCUCCUCACCCUCCCUUGUUCCUCCUGUUGAGUCAUCUGAUCAUCUCCUGGCCUGAAGCAGCCUGGCAGCAAACAAACCAGAGUUUCCUUUAGCUUCAUCUACUGUAAUUAUCAGACUUAAAACACGUCCCAUCACUGCUCCAACAUUCAGGUGGAAAAAUGUCCACUGAAAAAAACUGAAAGCAGUAAGGAAACAGAAAAUCAAUCUGCACUAGCUUAUGAUUCCCUCCUUGACUACUGCUGGACACACACACACGCACACACGCACACACACGCACACACACGCACACACGCGCACACACACACACACACACACACACACACACACACAGUUUCACUUUAUUCUGGUUCUACAUGUAGAUGAGGAAAUGAGACCCAAUAGAGAGAGAUGGAGGAGACAAGGAUGGACAUGUUGGUCUGAUAGUUUGUGUUGCUGUUGUUGUUUUUCUGAUCUUCAGAAGACGUAGACAUGAUUUGAAUCCUGGUCCAUACCAUCCUCCUCCUGAUCCUGAUCCUCAGCAGCUUUAAAUGUCUGGGAUCAGUUUCCAGCUGGACUCUGAGUGUCCUGCUGCUGGUUCUAGUUCUUCAGAGGACCUGAGGACAGACAGGAGGUAACAAUGCUGGACAUCCAGCAGACAUGAGCAACCACUGUAGCAGCUGACCUCCAACACCAUCAUCCUCCACUCAGCAAACAGCAGAACUGGAUCCACACAGGAAACACUCAGUCAGAGAAACAAUCUGCUCAAAGAAUCUUUCAUUCAUUUUAAUAUUAAUCCAGAAUCCUUGAACCAUCUUGGUUUGAACAAACAUCAGUGACACAAAGAGUCCUGAUAAGUGGUGAAUGUUUUACUCUCUUGAAUUCAAGUUUUUAUUCUUUGUUUUUUGUAGUUUUUGUAAAAAUCUAAUAUGAUAUAUGUAAAGUUCAGACAGACUGUAAUUAAAGGAGCAGUCUAAUGUUGUUCUUCAUGAAGCUGUGUAUUUAAAGCUGAUAUUGACAGAGUCAGAUAUCAGUGAUGAUCAGCUUCAGUUCAACUCUUCCUAAAUGUCUUAGUUGUGUCUUUAUUGAUAAUAAUGUGUAGUUUUGUGAGCUGAAUGUAGAAUCUGUUGAACCAGUUGAAUCAGCUCUAAUCUGAUCUGGAAUCAGUCCAACAAAGCUUCUCCUACAUUCAGACUCAUGAAACAUGUUCACUGUCUCUCUCUGACUGAGAUUCAUUGACCUUGUCCAGCUGUAACAUCAUCUGUGAUCACCACGUCCUGGUUACCAUCACUUCCACUAAUUGAUUGUGUUAUAGGUUAACUUGUGUGCCUCAUGAUUUGAUUCAGUUGUUUGUAUGUUGCUUCUGCCAGUUUCUAUCUACAUGAUACAUUGUAUAUUUCAUUUUUUUGUGCUUUUAUUGUUACUUGUAUUGUCUUCAUAUUUUCUCAGGGAGUAAAUGUCUAAAAUUUCUUAGAGUGUUGUUUGUUGUGACCUAUAUGAUGACGAUAUGUUCUACUUUCCCACAGGGAUAAAUAAAGUCUUUCAGAUAAAUAAA
Molecule: messenger RNA, 3058 nt
Organism: Mugil cephalus (flathead mullet)
Lineage: Eukaryota; Metazoa; Chordata; Actinopteri; Mugiliformes; Mugilidae
Product: coxsackievirus and adenovirus receptor homolog
Exons: 4
Coding region: 608-1582 (324 amino acids)
Biological process (GO): immune response; cell surface receptor signaling pathway; cellular response to lipopolysaccharide
Cellular component (GO): external side of plasma membrane
Source: RefSeq, a predicted model, not a curated record